AUGGGAGAUAAUUGUCCUCCACACAAGCGGCCCAAAAUUCUCUGCUUCCACGGCUCCGGCUCCUCUGGUGCAAUCUACCAAGCACAGGGUCGGAAACUUUUUCGGGCUUUAGAAAAAGAUUUUCAAUUCGUCUACUUUGACGCGCCAUUCCCCUCUGUUCCAGGGCCAGGCAUGCGGCCAGCGUAUGAAGAUUCAGGCCCCUUCUUCCGUUGGCAAAGCGACGAUAAGGCGUUUGAGAACUUUGAUAUCACCGAGGAAGAGGUUUAUCAAGAAAAGCAAGAAACGUUGAAUCGCAUAAUGAGACAUGUGGAGAAUGGUGGCGAUGAACCUUUUGUUGGAAUUUUUGCCUUUUCACAAGGCGCCCGCGUCGCCACUGGUUUUCUGAGGUAUAUACAGAAAAGACAUCUGGACGGAGCGACAAAUCUUCCACUGUUCAAGUUCAUAGUUCUCAAUAGUGGGACUUAUCCACCUCUAACUCUGGAGGAAGACACUGAAUUCACUGAUGGAUUCAAGGCACUGGAGGAUAAGCAACCACCUGCGACAAGGCCUCGGUUUCAGCAGUUCCCACUUGCAUCAAUACAUGUUCAGGGCUUGUACGACCCUUGGAGGGCGGAAUCAUCAAAAUUGCUGGGCCUCUAUGAUAGCCAACAGUCAAGCGUUAUCGAGUUUAGAGGAGGCCAUCAGGUCCCAGUAACGGACAAGGACACAAAUCUGGUGGUUAAGGCAGUGCGAGAAAUGUAUGAGAAGAUUACCUAG
Molecule: messenger RNA, 756 nt
Organism: Pestalotiopsis fici W106-1
Lineage: Eukaryota; Fungi; Ascomycota; Sordariomycetes; Amphisphaeriales; Sporocadaceae
Exons: 1
Coding region: 1-756 (251 amino acids)
Biological process (GO): secondary metabolite biosynthetic process
Cellular component (GO): cytoplasm; nucleus
Source: RefSeq, a predicted model, not a curated record